AUGCUUGAACUUCACAAAACGAAAAAACCUCUAAAAUAUGAUCGUGUUGACAAGGCUGUCUCCAAUUGGUUUACGGAAGCCAGCCGUGAAAACCUCCCAAUUGCAGGGACAAUUAUAAAGGAGAAGGCUAAAAGGUUUGCAAUUAAAAUAGGAGAAACUGAUUUUGCUGCAAGUAUAGGUUGGCUUGAUAAAGUCAAAAAAGAAAUGGCAUUGUUCAAAAAACAGUAUCUGGAGAGAGUGCCUCACUUGAUCAAGAAGACUGGUAAGAAAUGUCACGGUGGUAAACAUAGUAAAGAGCGGGAAACAUGUGUGAUUGCGCCAAAUAUAAGUGGCAAACGCAAUAAGCCACGAUGUUUACGAGGAGUAAAGUCUUUACCUGUAAAGUACCGAGGAAACAAAAAGUCGUGGAUGGUAACUGACUUUUUUGAAGAUUGGGGUAAGGAAUGGGGCAAGCAGCGUGAUGAAGAAAUUUCACUUUCGGUUGCAUCUGAUGAAGUGGAAUCCAUCAGUGACAAUGAAGUUGAUGCUGAUGCAGCUUUAGUUGAAGGCUUAACUGUGCAGCUGAAACAAGGUCCAUGA
Eupeodes corollae is the source of this 579-nucleotide messenger RNA. RefSeq names its product tigger transposable element-derived protein 4-like. Bases 1 to 579 code for a protein of 192 amino acids. The transcript has 4 exons. The record is from RefSeq and is a predicted model, not a curated record. NCBI's taxonomy places the organism in Eukaryota, Metazoa, Arthropoda, Insecta, Diptera, Syrphidae. Gene Ontology annotation, molecular function: DNA binding. Gene Ontology annotation, cellular component: nucleus.